AUGGCGACAGGGCCAGAUACCACGAGGAAAACCACGGUACUCCAAACAUCUACUAGAGGUCUUGGAACAUCUGGAGAAACCACGACUAUGGGGACAGCCACAACUGUGAGCGGUACCACCGAUGACACCUCUUCCCAGACCAGUGUAUUUACACGUAGUACCAUAGAGACGACACCUAUGACUACAUUAAACACAGCUACAGUGGUAGGCGAUGUAACGGAACCAACCAUUUUAACCUCUCAGACCAGCUUUACAGAAGAGGUGACAAUGCUGUCUACUGAAGUUGAUCCACACGCAACUGACGAUACCACAGCUUAUACGGAUUCUACAGGUACUAGUACAACACCAAAACCGAGCACCUUCAACACUGAUACCACUGAAAGGAUGACAACAGAACUAACUGUAACAGCGGAACAAUUUACCGACGUGCAGACAACAGACAUCACAGUAACAGUUGAUCCUAGCACUGUUGAAGGCACUACAUUACAGCAAGCGCCUGCAAAAUCAACGAGUGUGAAAGACCAAUCCACAAGUACCCUUAUGACAGGUACUAGUACCACUACAGAGUCGACUACAGUGGAGAAAAGUACGACUGAGGCCACAUUGUUACCUGCAACAACAACAGGAGCAAAUAGAGAAACAGAAGACACUACUACUUCGCUAGGGUCAACCAAGGAAACUGCCUUUUCAGCCCAGCCUAGUACAUCAUAUACAGACUUCACCACAGCGUCCAGUAGAACAUAUUUCAGUACCAAUGGCAGAACCAUAGUCGGAAAUACUGGUGCAACUUCGCAACGCACGGGGUCGCAGGCGUCAGUAACUAGUACCGUCGUCACGGGAGCAACUACAACAGGGGAAGGUAGGAGCAGAGAGACCACAACAACGACCUACGAGACUCCUACAACAUCAGCUAUCACACCCUUGACUGAUACGUCUGUGUCUGUUACUGGUACCAAAAGAUCAACGCCUACUGUGCCAAGUACACUGUCAAUGUCUACUCAACACUCAACAAGCUUGUCAGAAGAAACUACAACUGAUGCAUUUGGUACGUUUACUACUGUGGUGGAAAUGUCAACGGAGACACUUCAAAGUUCAAGCAUUGAAAUGCCUGCUACUAGUACAAUUCCUACGGGUGCAACGGCUGUCUUAAGUUCCUUAGCAACGGGACAGAGGACUGAAAUGACAUCCACAGAACCGCCAUCCACCGGGACUGAGCGCAGUACGGGAAUUAUCACUUCGGCUAAAACAGCUGUUACUAGCGGUACGGAUGCAACCGCAUUGACGGAGAAAACAUCAACAGCAGAGACAACCGUUACCACAAAACCUGACGUCACCGAAACCAGCACAGUUUUCACCGCUUCAACGUCGCAGUUGGGAAGUACGCAACACACUGUAACGCCAUCUACCAAGGCAACGAGUACUGCACCCCCUAUGGCAACUCGCACUACUACCUACUUUUCCUCAUUUAGUGCCCAAACUGACGAAACCACACCAACCGACAAACUAUCGUCAAUGCAAACCACAACAAUAGUACCAAGUACUCUAUUCUCACAAAGUAGUGAUGCAACAGUCACCAUGGCAACGGGACGAAGCACAGAAUCUCCCUCCACAAGCUUGACUCCAACUACACAGAAAAUGACGCCAGGAGCUACGAAUGCAAAGACAACACAGGGAACCACAUCGGCUACCAUAAACACACCAACAGAACUAACAGACAUUCCUUCUACUUCUGCUUCAAGAGGACCUACAGCCAAGACAACAGCAGAGACCAGCUUUCCCGCUACGCCAAUCACACAGACUGACACAACGACAAAGCUAGAAACCAUGGAGACGACGACCUCAGCUUUCAGGUCAAGUACAAGAGAUUCCGUCGGAACAAGUACAAGAGAUUCCGUGGAAACAAGUACCUCUAGACAAACUGACGGAGCAACCAGUACUUCUGAAUCGACAUCAACAGAUAGCACUGCAACAAGUUCCCCGUUGACGGAAACAAUAUCGACAACGAUUACACCGAAAUCAACAAUGACAGUCUCUGCAGGUGGUACAACAAUGACAGCAUCGGCUGCAGUUCAAACAAGUACCGCAAGAGGACGCACGUCCCAACUUACUACAACAGGUCGUGCCUCCACAUCCUCUGGUCAAAUUACAUCUACAAGUAGACGAUCAACAACAAGCAAUGUGAUAAGCACAGCUUUAAAACAGACAACUACAGUCCUCAGAAGUACACGGAAACCAACCACAACUGUAGCGCCCAUAACGAGCACCGUGCGAACCAGUACUUCUGCACCAGCCUACAACACAACGACAGGACCGGUAACAGCCUUCCCUACCUGUACCGUCACCUGUAGUAUCUACGCGACGUGCGUCCAGAGAAGCGCUCAGGUGUUCCAGUGCGUCUGUAACGAUGGCUACGUGGGGAACGGCCGUACCUGUACGCUAGCGUCCACUCCUUACCACUUUGAAGUACGGAUGGUCAAAGUCAACUUCACAGAGGACCUCAACAACAGGGAGUCUUUAGCGUUUCGGUCGCUGGCCUACAGGGUGACCACGGUGAUCAGUAACUACCUGAAACAGAGUUCCCUCGCUGACGUCAUUCUCGGCGUCACCAUCACGCGGUUCCGUCCCGGCAGCGUCAUCGCCGACUACAACGUCAACGUCAACAACAGCGCCAGUGACGUUGUCAACGGCACGGACAUCUCCACCGCGCUCCUCACGGCCAUACGGAACGACUCCAGCAACAAUGAUACGUUAGGGAUCGAACUCGCCUCCUUGUGUCAAAAAGAAUCAGAAAACCAGAUUUGCGGACAGGUGGAUUACGAACUGUCUAUCUGGAUCAAGCUGCUGGUCUCUCUCGGAGGGUUCCUAUUGGCUAUCACACUGGCUGUCGUCUGUAAGGGGUCGCUAGAGGAAUCCUAUAAACGGAAAGACAAGUGGACCUCGGACAAGACAGAAGCGCAUAACUACAUUCCGAGAAUAAGGUAACUGUUACAAUAGUGCAGUUUGUAGUGUGGAGGGCUGAUCGUUGGAAAAGUUAUGCCAACGUUAAUCAGAGG
This is a messenger RNA of Branchiostoma floridae (Florida lancelet), 3053 nucleotides long. Its product is annotated as mucin-5AC-like. NCBI's taxonomy places the organism in Eukaryota, Metazoa, Chordata, Leptocardii, Amphioxiformes, Branchiostomatidae. The transcript is spliced from 4 exons. The coding region runs from base 1 to 2982 and encodes 993 amino acids. The record is from RefSeq and is a predicted model, not a curated record.